Chara braunii is the source of this 2840-nucleotide messenger RNA. The record is from the annotation of a GenBank genome assembly. Lineage: Eukaryota; Viridiplantae; Streptophyta; Charophyceae; Charales; Characeae.
GCUAAGGGCCAUCGAAGGCGGACUUCAUUGGGGGCCAUCGAAGGCGAGCAGGGCUUCAUUGGGGGGAGAAAGGAGGUGAUUUGCUCGUGCGUUCGUGAGGAGACAGGUUGUAGUGAGGGAUCUCUGCGGUUACGCCGUCACUUUUCAAGAGAGAUUGGGUGGCGAGUGGGGUGGGUGGGAUUUUAUAAGGAGGGGCAGGGAGUCGACUUUCAUAUAACAUCUCUCUCUCUCUCUAUAUAUAUAUAUAUAUACAUACUACAGCAAGCCUUCAGCAUCAUCCAUACCAGUCAUUCCCCAUGCCAACCGGAAGAAGAUGGUGUGGGUGUGCCGCAAGGCAUCAAUGCAAGUGUGAAGGAAAAGGGGGGGGGGGGCGGGGGGGGGGGGGGGGGGUGAUCGGACCGUUGUCCGCGGGAGCAAUGGCGGUGCCGAGGUUGGUCGGGAUCUGCCCGACGAUGGGAGGCAACGAAGGUGAAGUAGAAGCUCACAAGGGUAUGAUGGGGGGGAGUGGAGGGGGGAGUGGAGGGGAGGAGGGAGCGCUAAUACUAAGUCGAGUGCAGGAGGGGAAGAAGACGGGAGGGAGAGAAAUUGCGCAGGGAGGGAGGGAGAAAGGCGGAUCAUCGAUUUUCCCAUCUCCCCCCUGCAGUGGCCGUAAGAGGCGAGGUUUGUUCUCUAGGCGCGGGAGCAGGAGGGGAGAGUCAGCGGAAGGCGGCGGUGGAGAAGCGGAAGAGGGGAAGGAAAUUGCAGCAGGAGGAGAGUGGGCACUCGUCAACAGCAGUGGAGGGCAUGAGAGAAGGAAGACGGGAGGGAGGAGGACAGCUCAAGGGGCAGCCAAGGAGAGAGGCAGAUCAGUAGCAGCAGCGUCUUCACCCCCUUUAGUUUCGGUUUCUCCUGGCUGUUGCAGGAAGCGUGGCUUGGUAUCUACCCCUCCCCCCUCUCAUCAAACUCGAGUGCAGCCGGGUGAAAAAGCCCCAAUGACCACCAGCCCUCCUCAGCCGCCGGGUCCCGUGGGACUAACUGGGCCCGACGCUGGUGGUGGUGGAGAUAGCGACGAGGAGCCCAAGCGAUUGAAGCUGGUGUGCAUGGAGUCGGAAUCUGGCGGGCAAGGGUUUGUAUCCGGUGACGAUCUGUCCAUCCAGAGCAAGAUUGGGCGCAAUCAUAGGCGCAUGACGUCGGAGAACGGGGGAUCGAGUCCGGCGCAAAAGAUUCAGGUGAAGAUGCAGGCAGCGGGGGCGGUGGAAGCCGAGCGGCAAGCGGGGAGUGAAGGGGAUGCUGGUGGUGAUGACGAGAGUGAGGGGGAGGAGAGUGAGAGAAAGGAAGUGUGCGAUCGGCCGCGGCAGGAGCAACAACUGCAGUCCACGGGACUCGAUCCCGAAGUGUCGCGCUUGAAAAGACAGCGGUCAUCGGGGAUGACGGCCAUGAUGGCCGUGGCAGAUUCGAAUGGGGGUGGUGGCAGUGGUGGUGGUCCUCCCGAUGCAGCGGCGGUGAUGGCGGCGGAUCUUCCCCCUUCCCCUCCUCAUGUUCGGUCGAAAUGGAGAGAGCGCUCUCGUCGGAGAUCUACGUCUCACGCGAGCGCGAAAGAUCGCGCUGCGCAGGGAGUAAAGCUGGAGGCUAAGAGGGAGCAGGAGGGGGCGCGAGAGAAGGGUAGGGGUAGGAAGAUUGUGGGGGGGAUCACGGGAAGGGUAGCUUUGUCGGGGCAGGUGACUUUGGAGCGGUUCUGCCAUCAGUGCGACGUAUGCGGUCAGCAUUUCGCCACAGCCGCGGGAGUGAAGCGACACCAGCGAAUCAAGCACGGGAAACAAGCCGCGGAGGGGGUGACGGGCGGGCGGGACCCGGCGGAGCUCGGCGCAGGAGCCGCGGAUGAGGGGGAGAAGGCGGUGGAUCCUGCACCCGGCGCGCGGAAGCGGAAGGCGGGAGCCAUAGCGCCCAAGGAACUCGUGGGACAAGGAGGGGGGCCAGAUGGCGAUGCGCGGCGGGAGGGGUCCGGCUUUGGCGGGGGGGCUGCUGCGCAAUCGCCGUGGAGAGCGAGCGCAACGGCGCAAGCUCGAGUCGGACGAGGAGGGGGACGGAGGAGAAAUGCAGUUGAUGAAGUGGAUGACGUGGACGAUGUGGAUGAUGUGGAUGAUGUGGAUGAUGUGGAUGAUGUGGAUGGUAGGGGAGCCAUUUCAUCAAGAGCGCUGCGGGGCGUAUUGGAGGCUGGGGGGCCUGCAGUCGUUGAGCUUAGCAGACACUGUAUGGUAUGGGCAGACGCCUUCCACAAAUUCUCAGCAGCCUUUCGGCCCCUGAGCCGAGAGAAACUGAGGCCCGAGAAGGAACUAAAACGCGCCGAGGAGCAAAUUUUGUUGUCCAAGAUUGCUGUGCGUGAAGCCAUGCAUGAGCUCGAUGACCUCAGCAAACAGGGAGCUAUUGAUAAAGAUGCAUUUGAUUCAGAUGGCCGCAUUGGCUAUGAAUCGAUUUUCUGUUGCCUAUGCAGCUCUCCGGACACCGAUCCAAACAACGACAUACUACUUUGUGAUGGAGAAUGUGAUCGUGGAUUUCACCAGCGGUGCCUUGACCCUCCUCUAGCCACUUCUGACAUUCCUCCUGGUGAAGAGGGCUGGCUCUGCCCUACUUGCGAUUGCAAGACAGAAUGCAUCUACUUGCUGAAUACUAAGUCUGGAUCAUUUCUCUCGCUUGCGAGCUCAUGGGAGGUUUGUAGCUUUGACCAAUUCCCCUCUACUAUUGAGAAUGAUAGUGCUUUGCAAUGUGCUGUUCGGGAAUCACUGGUUCCCAUCGGAAUCCUUUCCUUACAUCACCUGGUUUUGGAGUUUUCGUGAAUGGAGUUAUCGUGUUCACGACCUGUC